[Torrubiella] hemipterigena is the source of this 249-nucleotide messenger RNA. NCBI's taxonomy places the organism in Eukaryota, Fungi, Ascomycota, Sordariomycetes, Hypocreales, Clavicipitaceae. The record is from the annotation of a GenBank genome assembly.
AUGACGGGCAUCCAUAUCUGGGGCCACGCCAAAGGAAAGCCCGCCGUCGUGUUCUUUGGCGCAUCCCACGGCCGCGAAUGGAUUGUUGCCAAAUCGAUCGAGUGGAUAGCCGAGCAGUUCCUGUCCCAGUACGAAUCGAAUGCCAAAGUCAAGGCGGUCAUGGACAAAUACGACGUCUAUAUUGUGCCUGUGGUCAACCCAGAUGGUAAGCAAGCAACCAUCAACAACAUCUCUCCCAACAUACGCUAA